AUCACGACGCAAGAUACUGGACAGCAACUCAUUACAAUUCUCUUCCAUGUCUCUCUCAUUUACACAUAUUAAACUAUAUUCCAUGGAACCUAACUUAAACAAUUUUCUCUAUAUUUCCAGUAAUUAAACAAAUAAAAUAACUGACUAUCAUCAUUGUUUAUAUACCAACUUCGUUUCCACGCUCUCUGGUUCCACAGAACCGGCCAUGGAAGCCACUAAUGUGCUUCAUCUGCUUAUCAUCUCUCUGUUUUCGACGAUUCUUUUGGCACAAGCAACUGAUAUCCUCAUAGCAAACCAGACUCUAAAAGAUGGAGACACCAUUGUUUCGCAAGGUGGGAGCUUCGAGGUUGGUUUUUUCUCUCCAGGAGGAUCAAGAAAUCGUUAUCUCGGAAUUUGGUACAAGAAAAUCUCUCUCCAGACCGUUGUUUGGGUUGCUAACAGAGACUCUCCUCUCUACGAUCUCUCAGGAACCCUAAAAGUAUCUGAAAAUGGGAGCUUAUGCCUCUUCAAUGACCGGAAUCACAUCAUCUGGUCAUCAUCAUCCUCACCAUCUUCCCAGAAAGCCAGCCUAAGAAACCCAAUUGUUCAGAUUCUUGAUACAGGUAAUUUAGUUGUGAGAAACUCAGGGGAUGAUCAGGAUUACAUAUGGCAGAGUUUAGAUUACCCAGGAGAUAUGUUUCUUCCAGGAAUGAAAUAUGGUCUUAAUUUUGUAACCGGUUUAAACCGGUUCUUGACAUCUUGGAGAGCAAUAGACGAUCCAUCAACUGGUAACUACACGAAUAAAAUGGAUCCAAACGGUGUUCCGCAGUUUUUCCUGAAGAAAAACUCGGUUGUUGUCUUCAGGACUGGUCCAUGGAACGGUCUAAGAUUCACCGGUAUGCCAAACCUAAAACCUAACCCUAUCUAUCGGUAUGAGUAUGUCUUCACGGAGGAAGAAGUUUACUACACUUACAAGCUUGAAAACCCUUCAGUGCUGACAAGAAUGCAGCUGAAUCCGAAUGGAGCUUUGCAACGUUACACUUGGGUCGAUAACCUUCAAAGUUGGAACUUCUAUUUAUCGGCUAUGAUGGAUAGUUGUGAUCAAUACACGUUGUGUGGCUCUUACGGAAGCUGCAACAUCAAUGAAUCUCCCGCUUGUAGGUGUUUAAAAGGGUUUGUUGCUAAAACUCCACAGGCUUGGGUUGCAGGGGAUUGGUCCGAAGGGUGUGUUAGGAGAGUGAAACUGGAUUGUGGUAAAGGAGAGGACGGCUUUCUGAAGAUUUCAAAGUUGAAGUUACCAGAUACAAGAACAUCGUGGUAUGAUAAGAACAUGGAUUUGAAUGAAUGCAAAAAGGUAUGCUUGAGAAACUGUACAUGCUCGGCUUAUUCGCCUUUCGACAUUAGAGAUGGCGGAAAAGGAUGUAUUCUCUGGUUCGGAGAUUUGAUUGAUAUAAGAGAGUAUAAUGAAAACGGACAAGAUCUGUAUGUGAGGCUUGCUUCUUCUGAGAUAGAUGAGUACAAUAUCCAUUACGUGAAGGGAAAGAUAAGGAUGAUACUCAUAAUAGUAUUAUCUACUGCUCUGUUUCUUUUUUGUCUUUGCAUUGGUUUGACUGUCUUCAACAUGAAAAAAAAGAAACUUGCAACAAAAGAAACUUUGCAGCGCGAAUCAUCCCGUGUUUCAAGCAGGAAACAAGAGGAAGAAGAUCUUGAAUUACCAUUUCUUGAUCUUGACACGGUCUCAGAAGCUACAAGUGGAUUCUCUGCUGGGAACAAACUUGGACAAGGUGGUUUUGGACCUGUUUAUAAGGGAACAUUGGCUUGUGGACAAGAAGUUGCUGUAAAAAGGCUAUCAAGAACGUCAAGACAAGGGGUAGAAGAAUUCAAGAACGAGAUCAAGCUGAUUGCAAAGCUUCAACACAGAAAUCUUGUGAAGAUUCUUGGAUAUUGUGUGGACGAAGAAGAACGAAUGCUUAUCUACGAGUAUCAGCCGAAUAAAAGCUUGGAUUCUUUCAUUUUCGAUAAAGAACGACGUAGAGAACUUGAUUGGCCUAAACGAGUGGAAAUAAUCAAAGGGAUUGCUCGCGGAAUGCUGUAUCUCCAUGAAGAUUCAAGGCUUCGAAUCAUCCACCGAGAUCUCAAAGCAAGCAAUGUGUUGCUUGAUUCUGAUAUGAAUGCGAAAAUAUCGGAUUUUGGAUUGGCUAGAACCUUGGGAGGAGAUGAAACUGAAGCAAACACGACCAGAGUGGUUGGAACAUAUGGAUAUAUGUCGCCGGAGUAUCAAAUCGACGGGUAUUUCUCAUUGAAAUCUGAUGUAUUUAGCUUCGGAGUUUUGGUAUUAGAGAUAGUGUCAGGAAGAAGAAACCGCGGAUUUCGUAAUGAAGAACACAAGCUGAACCUUCUUGGACACGCUUGGAGGCAAUUCUUAGAAGAUAAGGCAUAUGAGAUAAUCGAUGAAGCUGUCAAUGAGUCAUGUACCGAUAUCUCUGAAGUGUUAAGAGUGAUACACAUUGGUCUGUUAUGUGUACAACAAGAUCCUAAAGACAGACCAAACAUGUCAGUGGUGGUUUUGAUGUUGAGUAGUGAAAUGUUGCUUCUUGAUCCGAGGCAGCCCGGGUUCUUUAACGAACGAAAUCUCUUGUUUUCCGACACUGUGUCGAUUAAUCUCGAGAUUCCUUCCAAUAAUUUUCAAACCAUGAGUGUAAUAGAUCCUAGGUAA
Molecule: messenger RNA, 2695 nt
Organism: Arabidopsis thaliana (thale cress)
Lineage: Eukaryota; Viridiplantae; Streptophyta; Magnoliopsida; Brassicales; Brassicaceae
Product: S-locus lectin protein kinase family protein
Exons: 6
Coding region: 206-2695 (829 amino acids)
Biological process (GO): recognition of pollen
Cellular component (GO): plasma membrane
Molecular function (GO): ubiquitin protein ligase binding; protein serine/threonine kinase activity; protein serine kinase activity
Source: RefSeq, marked reviewed